Messenger RNA from Brettanomyces nanus, 1467 nucleotides. RefSeq lists its product as uncharacterized. Gene Ontology annotation, cellular component: cytosol; mitochondrion. Gene Ontology annotation, molecular function: RNA binding; ATP binding; tyrosine-tRNA ligase activity. Lineage: Eukaryota; Fungi; Ascomycota; Pichiomycetes; Pichiales; Pichiaceae. The transcript has a single exon. Bases 1 to 1467 code for a protein of 488 amino acids. Gene Ontology annotation, biological process: tyrosyl-tRNA aminoacylation. The record is from RefSeq and is a predicted model, not a curated record.
AUGAAACUACUCAAUGAUCAUGGAGUAAAUGUGAGUGAAAGUGAUUUCAAAUCUGAUCUGAAAGAGGCUCUACUUGCACAUCUACAUAGGAGGAAACUAAUAGAGACAUGUGUCAAUGAGGAGCAAUUAGAAAAGGCCAUUCAGACGAGAAAGCUUGGCUUGUACUGUGGUGCGGAUCCGACUGCCAAGUCGUUGCACUUAGGAAACUUACUCCCACUUAUGAUUUUGCUACACUUCAACAUCAGAGGACAUAACAUUUUUCCGUUAGUUGGUGGUGCCACAGGUGCUGUAGGGGAUCCUUCGGGAAGAAAUACUGAACGUAAUGCCAUGUCUGACAAUGCUCGAUUGGAUCACGUGAAGAGAAUAGCCGACCAGUUUCUCAAUUUCUUCUCUACAGCACUUAAAUAUUCCCAAAGCAGAAAUCCUUUGAUAGAGUAUGCCGAGACGGGAUCGAGACAGCUUAAAGAUAACUAUGAGUGGUGGAAAGAUAUGGGAAUGCUAGAAUUUCUAGCCAUGUUUGGCCGAUACUUCAGGGUGAACCAGAUGCUUGCACGUGACUCGAUUAAAAGCAGAUUGUUGUCUGAACAAGGUAUUGGUUUCAAUGAAUUCACCUAUCAAAUUCUUCAAGCCUAUGACUUUUACUACUUAAACAAGAAUUUUGGAGUUGACAUUCAAGUCGGUGGAAGGGACCAGUAUGGCAACAUUGUUGCUGGGAUAGAUCUAAUCACCAGACUCGGCCGGCACGAGGAGAAUAAGGAUCAAGGGCUUGAACUGGAUCUGGAACAGGAAUCCAAAUCGAAUUUAGAAUCACAACCUUCCUGCUAUGGACUAACGGUUCCCUUGCUUACCACGGCUUCAGGUGUAAAAUUUGGUAAAAGUGCGGGAAAUGCCAUCUUUAUUGACCGUGAACUUACUCCUUCCUACGAGAUUUAUCAAUUUAUGUACCGUACCGAAGAUGAGGACGUUCAAAGAUUCCUCUACAAGUUUUCAAUGCUACCCAUUCCUGUCAUUGACAGGAUUGUUCAGGCACAUGACACUGAUAGAAAACAGAGAUUUGGUCAGAGAGUACUUGCCAUGGAAAUGUGCGAUCUUAUUCAUGGUGAUGGCGAAGGAUACGACAAUGAAUUGAUCAGCAAGACACUCUACAGUAAAGAAUUGAACAUAAAAUUUGAUACAGAUGAACUCUUACGUGCACUUAAGAGGCAGAAUAUGGUUACUACACUCACUAGAAAACAACUUGCAAAAACCAAUGCCACCCAUUUACUCUUCACCCUAUCUAAAGGUGCACAUUCCAAAAGCGACUUCAGAAGAAAGAUCAAGAGUCGUGCUAUAAUAAUUGGAAGGAACAAAAAAGAAAAAAUCAAUGCUGUUGAUGAGAUUAUCAAGCGUAACAGAUUGAUAGACGAUAAGCUGCUUCUUUUGAGAGCUGGCAAGGAGUACUACAUUGCAGAAGUGGUAGAAGAUUAG